Molecule: messenger RNA, 1063 nt
Organism: Carlito syrichta (Philippine tarsier)
Lineage: Eukaryota; Metazoa; Chordata; Mammalia; Primates; Tarsiidae
Gene: CINP
Product: cyclin dependent kinase 2 interacting protein
Exons: 6
Coding region: 291-764 (157 amino acids)
Source: RefSeq, a predicted model, not a curated record
CUUCCACGGAUCUCUGCGGGCCGCAUGGAAGAUUGGAAGCUGAGGCUCGGAGGGGAUAAAGUAAAUUGCCUCUGAGCUGUACCUCACUCUGCCCUGUCCUGUGACUCUGAUUACGGGUCACCCUAGCAACGGCAAAGACUCUUGGAUUUGUAACGCCCAGAAAACCUGUCUUAUCUGUCAGUGCAAGAAAACUUAAGGACAAUGCAGCUGAUUGGCAUAAUUUAAUCCUGAAAUGGGAAACACUCAACGAUGCGGGUUUUACCACUGCAAAUAAUAUUGCCAACCUGAAAAUGAGUUUAUUGAAUAAAGAUAGGCUAGAAUUAGAGAGUAGCAGCGCAGCUCCCAGUGAAAAUGAAGAAAAGAUAUAUCCGGAGUAUAACAAGGAACUGGAGAUGCUGUGUGAAGAACUGCAGGCCACCUUGGCUGGAUUGACCAAAAUACAGGCAAAGAUGGAAAAGCUGUCUUCAACUACCAAGGGAAUUUGUGAACUAGAAGAUUACCAUUAUGGAGAGGAGAGGAAACGACCCCCUUUGUUCCACACGUGGCCCACAGCCCAUUUCUACGAGCUUUCCUGCAAGCUCGCCGACAUGUACAGGAAGGAGCUUCUCCUGAAGCGUGCUGUGGCAGAAGAGCUUGCACACACCGCAGACCACGAUCUCGCCCUUAGCUACCUGUCCAUGUGGCUGCACCAGCCCUACGUGGAGAGUGACAGCAAGCUGCACCUCGAGAGCAUGCUGCUAGAAACAGGUCACCGAGCACUGUGACCUCCCAAGAUGGCUGCCCCGUGAGCUGGGCCUGCAACUCCGCACCACAGGCUCCUUCCAUGACUUCCCAGGUGGACAGUCUCGGUGCCGCACCCCAGGGUCAGACCCUAGGCGCCGGUGUGGCCACCUACCAGCCUUCCGAAGGUCUUCAGGUUGGAUCACGUCACCAGCUUUGCGGCCCCUCCAGGCAUGCCUACGACCCGUGGCCCUACUCUGCUUGGGCCAUCCAACCAUCCAGCCACUGAGAGUCUGUCACUCAUGAGAGCUUCCGAGUGAAAUAAAUGAGUUCCUGAACAGAA